CCUCAUUUCGGAACCCCCGUCCUCCUGCUCAAUAGACGUCGGUGUGAUUCGCCACCGAAACCGGGAAGUAGACGCCAGAUAAAACAGCCCACUGCACCAUUUGUUUUAGCGACUCCGACAGUCAAAAGGAAGGCAACCCUAUCAACAAUGGCCAUGCCCGACCAAGCAACUAUGCAGGCGCUCAAGGACGUCGCCAACAAGCUGCGAAUUCACUCCAUUAAAGCAACAUGCGCCUCCAACUCUGGCCAUCCCACAUCCUGCUGCAGUGCAGCCGAGGUCAUGUCUGUGCUGUUCUUCCACACCAUGCGCUAUAAAGCUGACGAACCCGCCAACCCGUGCAAUGACCGCUUUGUGCUAUCCAAGGGGCACGCGGCACCAAUCCUGUAUGCCGCCUGGGCUGAGGCCGGUUUUGUGAAGGAGUCUGAACUCCUCAACCUGCGCAAGAUUGACAGCGACCUGGAGGGGCACCCCACACCAAAACUGCCUUUUGUUGAUGUGGCAACUGGAUCACUGGGUCAGGGCCUUAGUGCUGCCUGUGGGAUGGCAUACACUGGGAAGAUGUUUGACCGGGCCAGUUACCGUGUGUACUGUUUGCUGGGAGAUGGAGAGUGUUCAGAGGGUUCCGUGUGGGAAGCCAUGGCCUUUGCCGCCUACUACAAGCUGGACAACCUGGUGGCUAUCAUGGAUGUUAAUCGGCUUGGUCAGAGUGAUCCGGCACCCCUCCAGCAUCAAAUGGAUGUCUAUAAAAAGCGCUGCGAAUCCUUUGGCUGGAACACAAUUGUUGUGGAUGGGCAUGAUGUGGAAGCACUGUGUCAAGCUUUCUCGAACGCUCAGCAGAGUCGCGGCCAGCCCACUUGCAUUGUUGCCCGGACGCUUAAGGGAAAAGGCCUCAAAGGUAUUGAGGAUGAAUUGAACUGGCACGGAAAGCCCAUCCCCAAGGACACGGUGGAUGGAUUCUUGAAUAACAUACUGGGGCAAAUUCAAAAUCCCAACAAGACCUUGUGUCCUGAACUGCCCAAGGAUGACGUCACACCUGCCGACCAAAGAAUGAUCCCCCUGUCCGAACCUCCAUCCUACAAGAGCGGUGAAAAGGUGGCAACGAGGCGUGCGUACGGUCAUGCACUGGCCAAGCUGGGCCGAUCAAGCAGCAGAGUGGUCGCCCUCGAUGGGGACACCAAGAAUUCCACGUUCUCCAUAACCUUCCAGAAAUCUUUCCCGGACCGCUUUAUCGAGUGCUUCAUUGCUGAGCAGAACAUGGUGGGAGUGGCAAUUGGCUGCGCAGCUCGUGACCGCGCUGUGGUAUUUGUCAGCACGUUUGCUGCCUUCUUCUCCAGAGCCUAUGACCAGAUCCGAAUGGGAGCCAUUUCGCAGUCCAAUGUCAACUUUGUGGGGUCCCACUGUGGCGUUUCCAUUGGUGAGGAUGGUCCUUCUCAGAUGGCGCUCGAGGACCUGGCCAUGUUCCGUGCCAUCCCUACUUGUACGGUGUUUUACCCCAGUGACGCAGUGGCCACAGAGAGAGCUGUGGAGUUGGCAGCGAAUACAAAGGGGAUGUGUUUCAUCCGAACCAGCAGACCAGACACGCCAAUCAUCUAUUCUGCUCAGGAGCCUUUUGAGCUUGGUGUAGCCAAGGUUGUGCGCCAGUCUAACAAUGAUCUUGUGACUGUGAUUGGAGCUGGUGUCACUUUGCAUGAGGCUCUGGCUGCUGCUGACAUGCUGCAAAGUGAAGGGAAAAACAUUCGUGUGAUUGAUCCAUUCACUAUCAAGCCUUUGGAUGCCGACACCAUUUUGGCCAGUGCAAAAGCCACAGGGGGACACAUCAUCACAGUGGAGGACCACUACAAGGAGGGUGGUCUUGGAGAGGCGGUCUUGUCGGCGGUGGGCCACGAGCAGGGCAUUGUAGUGACCCGGCUGGCAGUCACCAGCGUUCCUCGCAGUGGGAAGCCCCAGGAGCUCUUGGACCACUACAACAUCAGCGCGAAGCAUAUUGCCAACACUGUGCGCCAGAAAUUUGCCAACUGAUGAGACUGCACCUUCUUCAGCUUGUUAUCAUGCUCAGCUUUUUUACCCGACUUGUUCCAGCAGUCUUGUAGGUGCCUGUUAACUCGUCUGUUUCCAGAGCCAGUCUACUUGUGAUCUCGUUAUUGUUUGCAGACAAACUUAUUUGUUACCUCUUCACAUUCUACUACUGUAUAUGCAAAACAUUUCUUUGCUUCACACUGUUGAAUGAAUAGUUCGUUUUUAGAAAGCUUCCAAAUUUGUUUACUAUUCCAAAACCCAACAAAAUGUUACUGGUAGUCUGGUGUGCUGAAUUAAACAUGCUUAACACAG
Messenger RNA from Hippocampus zosterae (dwarf seahorse), 2328 nucleotides. RefSeq names its product transketolase b (gene tktb). Gene Ontology annotation, molecular function: thiamine pyrophosphate binding; transketolase activity. Bases 148 to 2019 code for a protein of 623 amino acids. The transcript is spliced from 14 exons. Lineage: Eukaryota; Metazoa; Chordata; Actinopteri; Syngnathiformes; Syngnathidae. The record is from RefSeq and is a predicted model, not a curated record.